Venturia canescens is the source of this 1536-nucleotide messenger RNA. It is a transcript of the gene Nipsnap, whose product is annotated as protein nipsnap. Lineage: Eukaryota; Metazoa; Arthropoda; Insecta; Hymenoptera; Ichneumonidae. Bases 274 to 1125 code for a protein of 283 amino acids. The record is from RefSeq and is a predicted model, not a curated record. The transcript has 5 exons. Gene Ontology annotation, cellular component: mitochondrion.
GUUGUCGCAGUGGUACACCACCGAGUGGAGAGAAAAAGUAGGGAUGUAGAUUAGAGCGUAUGAGAUAGUAAUGGCUUCUCGCGUAUUGAGAUUACGCGGAGCAUAUUCUCAUCUGUUGACGGAGAGAAUUGUGGAGAAAACAAGUAGAGAAACAAGUGAGCGCAUCAAUUCAUAUAGUUUAUUCUCCUCUCUCUCUGUCGCUUGAUAAAGAUAAAAAUUUGAUUGGACAAAGUCUCGUGAGGUGUGGGUUGUUUUUUUUUCCUUCCAAUAAGAAUGGCCGCUGUUCUUGGAAGAAAGUUCGGAGUUUCGGUGCCGGUGAUCGGCAAAUCGAAUUUGCCGAUUCUCACUGCGUGCCGAUUCGUGGCAAGGUCGUCGGAACGGCAAGACAGCAGCGAGGGAUGGCUGAGCAAAUUAGGUGUUAGAAAACUUGAACCAACCAAGGAAUCUCACUCUCGUAUGUUGUCCGAUAAAGAAGUUAUCUGGGCACUUCACACUCACAAUAUUCGGCCAGAUUCCAUCGACAAAUAUCUUAAGAAUUACGAGGAACAUGUUAACCUCAUUCAUUCCAAGAAGUCGGAUCUGAACUGCGAAUUGGUUGCUUCGUGGAACGUCCAAGUUGGAGAUUUGGAUCAAGCUCUUCAUCUCUGGCAAUAUACCGGAGGAUACGAAAGAAUAGAUCGAAGCCAUAUCAUACUCUCCAACGAUGAGAAUUAUCAAAAGUUACUCAGAGAAAGAGGGAAUUACCUGAGAUCUCGUCACUUGCAGUAUCUGCUUGCAUUCAGUUAUUGGCCUCCUAUCGUCAAGAGGGAGGGGAAAAAUAUAUAUGAGAUUCGUAGCUAUAGAUUGCGGCCUGGCACGAUGAUCGAGUGGGGAAACAAUUGGGCCAGAGCAAUUAAUUACCGACGCAACAAUGAUGAAGCUUUUGCCGGUUAUUUUUCGCAGAUUGGACGGUUGUACAACGUUCAUCACAUUUGGUGUUACAAGGAUCUCCAAUCGCGAAAGGAAACUCGCGAGAGUGCUUGGCGUUCUCCAGGUUGGGAUGAGUGCGUGGCGUACACGGUUCCAUUGAUCCGAGAAAUGCAUUCUCGCAUAUUGAGUCCAACAUCGUUUUCGCCAACGCAGUAAAAAAAAAUCUAUAUGUGUAUAAAUAUUAAUACACAUGUAUAUUUUUGCCGGAUAUCGUUGUGCAUUUGUAUAUUGAAUGUCGCUCCAUAAUCAUGUAGGAACAACCGGACUUGUAUCAGAGGGAGCAUAAUCAACAUUUGUUUUUAUACAAGUAGCUGUGAGUUUGCAUAAAUUUUUUACGCGAUGUCUUCGUGACGGAAGCAAAGAUUAUUCACUUUCAUACAAAACGAAAAAACCCUCGAUCGCCUACUCAAAGCAAUUUUCCUUGUUUUUAAACUCUGAUCGAACGAGAAAAAAGUUCAGGAGGUUAAAUAUCAACGAUCGCGUGUUAAAAUUUGUACGUCAAGUACAAAAUUGUUCAACAUACGAAAUAUACAGAAAUUAUACAAAGUAAAAAAAAAAGCAUAUAAA